Vitrella brassicaformis is the source of this 2906-nucleotide messenger RNA. The record is from the annotation of a GenBank genome assembly. NCBI's taxonomy places the organism in Eukaryota, Vitrellaceae.
GCUACAUUUUGGUUGCACUGAAGUGAACGUGAUGCCAUCACAAAUGGCAUCCAUCCAUCAUGCGUCCGUCCAUCGACAGGAAGUCUCCAGUCUCACGCACACGCACACGCACACGAAAGCUCAGCUGCGGGCAAGCACACACGCAGACAGACACAGUGCCUGACGACACCAUUGAGACCAUUGACUGACUCAUUCAUAUGCACACCUGCCUGCCAUCAACAUGCAGUCAGCCAGCCAGCCAGCCGCUCAUCCGAUCGACCGACUCGGCUGUCUGUCUGUCUGUCUGUCUGCCCGCAAGAGUGAGUGAGGAGGGAGAAAUGAGCAGCGACUCCCCCCAUUGUAAAAGUGCGAUCACUACCCAGCCAAAAAACUGGUACGCAGCAGGAAUAAAUACCCCCUUCCCUCCCCUCCCCCCCUCUACAGCCACCCCUUACCCCUCCCUCCCUCCCCCCAUCCCUCCCUCCCUGCCUCUGUGCUGCUGCUGGCAGGCAUGGAAAACCUCAAACAAGUGAUUUGAUUUGCAGGCAUCAAGAGGAUCGAAGGGAUGAAUGCAGGCAGGCAUGCUGUACAGCAAGACCGACACAGUCGAGUAACGGCACACACGUGCAUGGACGAGACCAGACGAGGUCGGUCGAUCAGACUUGGGCGUCCCCAGCAGUCGUGGUCGAUCUCUCUCCCCGGUUAUCUGCCCGACACACACAUACACACGCCGUGAGUGAGACAUGAUCGACGUCCGUCCGUCGUGCCCCUCCCUGGUUCCUUGGGGUUGCUGACUGACCGUCUAGCAGCGGUGUGCCCACAGCGGGUAUCGACAUUUUGCACAAUGGACACACCGCAUUGCGGAGCAGCCAUAUGUCGAUGCACCUGCACCGCAGCCGCAGGACGUCACAAGACAUCACACCACACAGCCGUCGAAGUGUUGCUAGCUAUUGUGUUGGCUCACGAUUUGUGGAAGACGUGUCCGCACUGCUGCAGCACUCUUACGGUCUCACCCUCCUGCACGUACAAAGAGCAGAACGAGCAGAACAGCCAGCAAAUGGCUCUGGCUUCCUCUGUCUGUCUGUGGGUGGGCGUGGUUGUUGGGUGAGUGCAGCGCGUGCCUUGAGGUCUUCGAGGCAUAUCGAGCAUCCCUCGUGCUGGGGCGCCGUCACCACUGAACAUGGCAGCCUCUCUAUCUGGGCUGCACACACACACACACACACACGCCAGGAGCAGCAGAAAGCGACACAGAGUCCGGGUGCAUUUGGCGAAUGUCUGUCUGUGUGCGGCCUGUCUGUCUGCCUUGUGUGGUGCGUUUGUUUACCAGGUGUGAGUCCCCUUAAUCUGAACAAAUGUAUGCCGUAGUCGACAAAGAUCCGUAGCUGGCCCCACCUACACACACACACACACACACACACGCACGCACGCGCACACACAAAGAGCCCGCCGUGCGUCACUUUGAUAUGACGUGUGCUGCGUCCAUCCACCCCGCCCACCGUCUCAGUGAGUCCUGGUCCUCCACCUGCCUGAGGUCCCGCUCGGCGCGACGCCGGCGGUAGUCGAGCGCAACCGCAACAGCUGCACACACACACACACACACACACACACAGAUGGUCCGGUCCGCCCCGCCCUUCUCUCGUCCGUCUGGUCACUGCCUGCUUGCACGUGACGUCACGUCAGCUCUGCGUACAAAUGAAAAGGAGGUAUAUGACGAUCCAUAUGUAGCACAGCCCCAGCCAGAACAUCAGAAACCACGGAUGGCUGCCGCGAGGCAACUGACACACACACACACACAAACCAACAGAUAACAUAACACAACACACGAAAUGAAAUGACCGAUAUAUCGCCACCUCCAGCCCUCUCCUCUCCCCCGCCCGUCACUCACGCAGUUGGGCGUCUUUGCUCUGAGUUGUGCGAACCAGACAGUGCCGACGAUGGUCCAAGCAGUGAAGAAGGGGAAGAGUCCUCCGAGUAUCAUCCAGCUGACCCACACGGGCGGGCCUCUCUGUGUGUAGAGGAGGAACUCCUCGCCGUCGUCGCUGAGGUACUGCCCCAGGUAGUGGGCGGCGCGGAAGAGCAGGAUCGACAGGUAGGACACCACAAGCCACAGCUGAAUGGGCCGGUAGCACGCUGAUCCAUUCGAUAGGUCGAUGGAUCCAUCAACAGAUGCAUCAACAGACAGACAGACAUUAGACACACAGCAAGGGGCAUCGCAUUCUCUCGCCCUCUCUCUCCCUCCCUCCCGCCCUCCAUCCCUCCAUCCCUCUCUCUCUCUGUAUGCCUCUGUGUGUGUGUGCGUGUGCGUGGUGCUUCCUUUCUUACUGGCGAACUUGUCCCAUUCGAGGAUGAUCUCUGUGCUCGAGUAGGCGAACGCGAAGAACAACACGCCAUCGUUACUGUGUGGCCAACACACAACAAACACAUCAAUCAUUUUCCAGGUGACCGGACCGUCCGCACCCCUGCACUGCACAUCCGUCCUUCCCUCCCCCCUCUUGCCUACCAGCUGAGGUGCACGCGAGGCAUCCUCACUUCCGAUAUGGAGUAGCGAGACCAACCGAUGUACCGAGUUUGAUGCGAUGAAUCGCCGACCGAGCUGACGAGAAAGGAAUCCAAUGACGCCAGGCCUCUCGACAGCGCUGUUGUCGAGCAGUGGAGGGAUGGGCGACUGGGCCACUGGGGCAAGGAGCGAUGAAUGAAUCAACCGAUGGGGAUCGUCCAAGCACCAGCAGAUGGGUGCAACACAGGCGACUGCUGGCCCUUAGACACCAGUGAGCUCAAACGAAAGGAUAGAAGCUGCGCUCUCGGCGAGUGCCGAUCCGAGGCCCCUCGGAAUGGAAUGUCGCAACUUGGAGUGGUUGGGGAUGACGCAGAGCAAGGGGAGGUGUGCAGACCGGUUCAUGCCGUCCCUCGGACAACGACUGAUCAUC